Molecule: messenger RNA, 2240 nt
Organism: Phycodurus eques (leafy seadragon)
Lineage: Eukaryota; Metazoa; Chordata; Actinopteri; Syngnathiformes; Syngnathidae
Gene: atp1b2a
Product: ATPase Na+/K+ transporting subunit beta 2a
Exons: 9
Coding region: 306-1172 (288 amino acids)
Biological process (GO): intracellular potassium ion homeostasis; sodium ion export across plasma membrane; potassium ion import across plasma membrane
Cellular component (GO): sodium:potassium-exchanging ATPase complex
Molecular function (GO): ATPase activator activity
Source: RefSeq, a predicted model, not a curated record
ACAAACCUUGUCCAGCUCACAAAGUCGUAAAGCAUUUUUGUGUCAUGCUAUACACCGAAUCUUGACACGAAGAGUGACAAUUUGCAACGCGUGCGUGACGCGGCGUUACGCGCACGCGCAGAGAGCGACGCGCGUGACGUCACGCGGGGAGGUCCGCAGCAAGUGACGCCAUCGCAUCCCUUCCCCUCGCGUUUUCGUCCCGAUCCGUGACCGUCAUCGCACAGCAUCUUCCUCGCCAUCACCAUCUUCAUCAUCAUCAUCAUCAUCGCGCGAGCCAGGCCUUCAUCCUCCACCUCCUCUUCAUCAUGUCCGCCGCCAAGCAGGAGGCCCGCAAGGGCUCGGGCGAGUGGCGAGAGUUCUUCUGGAACCCGCGCACGCACGAGCUGCUCGGUCGAACCGCGGGCAGCUGGGGUCUGAUCCUGCUUUUCUACCUGGUCUUCUACCUGUUUCUGGCCGGGAUGUUCACUCUCACCAUGUACAUCAUGCUGCUGACGCUGGACGACUACAAGCCCACCUGGCAGGACCGCCUAGCCACCCCAGGGAUGAUGAUUCGUCCGAGGGGCAACCAGCUGGAGCUCACCUAUUCUCUGUCGGAGACGCAAAGCUGGGAAGGCUUCGUGCAAAAUCUCGACUCGUUUCUGUCCCCAUACGACGACAACCGGCAGGUUCAGAUGAACGACAACUGCCCUCCGGAUCAAUACUUCAUCCAAGAGGACAGUGGAGAGGUUCGGAAUAAUCCAAAGCGUUCCUGUCAGUUCAAUCGGUCAGUGUUGGAGGACUGCUCGGGGCUUCCCGAUCGUUUCUACGGUUACAGCCGAGGACAGCCCUGCGUGCUGAUCAAACUCAACCGGGUGAUCGGGAUGUUGCCGGGAAAGGACGGACAGUCACCUUUUGUCACCUGUGCCGCCAAAAGGGAGGACAGCGAUAAAAUGGGACCUCUGUCUUAUUUUCCUGCAAAUGGAACCUUCAACCUCAUGUAUUACCCUUAUUAUGGCAAGAAAGCUCAGGUGAACUACACUCAGCCGCUGGUGGCCGUCAAGUUCCUGAACGCUUCUCUCAACACCGACAUCGACGUCGAGUGCAAAAUCACCUCCAACUCGCUCGACCCCGGCAGCGAGCGGGACAAAUUCGCCGGCCGAGUGUCCUUCAAGCUACGAAUCGACGACAAGUAGACGCACAAACGCGCUAGGUCGCAAACGUCACCGCGCUGCAAUCAUGACUCAGACCACUCCCGGUUUCCCCCCCCACUUAGCGCACAAACUCGCUCACCCACCACAGUCCCCUCGCAGUUUGACGUCAGCACACCAGAAUCUCAGUCUACCUUCCCUAAUCACAAGCAAGCUCUUUAUUUAUCUAUUUAUGUAUUUAUUUUUGUAUUUAUUUUAUGCACCUCACUGUCACCGUGUCCUGGAACCUCGGCUGGCAUUUCUAUCGUUUAUUUCAGUGAUUCUCAAACGGGGGUUCUCGCACCCUAAUGCACAAGCUGUAGCUUGAGGAUCUGCAAAAAUGAUUAGCAAACAAUUAUUUCAUAUCAUUUUUAAAAAGUGGAUACCUACCUAUGGGGAAAGGUGCAGCAAUAAAAUAAACCUAAACCAAUUACUCCUCCCUACCUUCGUUCUAAGUCAAUUAAAAGCUCUGAUCACAUUGUACUAUUAUCAAAUAAAUCGUCCAUCUUUGCACAAAGAAAACCCGAUUUUAUUUUUGAAAUAAAGGUGUCUUCCAGAAUAAAAGGCGUAAUAUUGUGAGGAUAAAGUUGUAUAUGACUUUCUUCCCUCAUUGAACGAUGACUUUCACAUCUCUUGGAAGAGGAGAGAAAUUUAGUCAUGUGAGAUUAUGACUGUUUAUCCUGACAAAAUAUGCCUUUUUUUAUUGUAAGGAUUACUGCCUUUUUUUCUUGAAAAAGUACGACUUUAUUCUGACACGAUCAUGACAUUUUUUUUCUCUAAAAAAAUAGAAAUUAGUUAUCCUGAUGUUACAAAUAGCAAACUUGUGGGCAGCCACAGUCUCUCAGGUGUCACAAUAGUAUUUUUUUUUUUCUUAUCAAAUAAUUAUUGCAAUUCGUUGUGGACUUAACGGAGUUGAAGUGUUUGCCUCUUACUGACUUUUGUGUACUUUCCCCACAAGUGUUCUCUUCCCAUCACCUUAGUUCGCCUUAGUUCGUGUGCAGCCAAUUAAGAUGUUGUAUGAUGUCAUGUGACUUCGGUUGUCAUGUCUGAACGUCAUUAAAAAAAUCGAUUUUG